This is a messenger RNA of Naegleria gruberi, 1506 nucleotides long. RefSeq lists its product as uncharacterized. The record is from RefSeq and is a predicted model, not a curated record. The transcript has a single exon. The coding region runs from base 1 to 1506 and encodes 501 amino acids. Lineage: Eukaryota; Heterolobosea; Eutetramitea; Acrasida; Naegleriidae.
AUGAAAAAAGAUCCUCUAUUAGAUCUGAAGGAAGAGGAAUGGAGUUAUGUAGCUCACAACAUGCUGGAUACCUAUUCUUUCUGUCAUAUCAUUUCGUACAUGCCCUAUUUCUAUCAAUCAAAAUAUAAAAGAUUAAACAAGUUUACUUUGAAAUGGGUCGAAUAUCAACAGAAAUAUACCAUUGUUCAGAGAAUAAUCAAGAAAGUUAGACCUCAUUACUAUGAAAACUUUGAAAGCAACAACUUGGUGAAUGAACAAAGUGUGUUAAUUGAUCUUGAUGAUUUGAAAUUUGUAGAAAAACAAGAUUUUGAGAAAUUGGAAUUUAAGAAUUAUUUGGAAGAUCCCGAAAUGUUAGAGAAAAUGAUCAAACAGUUAUAUUAUUUGGAUGAUUAUAGAUGGUUAUUGUAUUGGAAUAAUGUUGGAGAUAAAUUUUUCGAUCAAGAAACAGUUUAUGAUCCUAAAAUGCUGUUUGAUAGGAAAUAUUCAGAGAAUUAUGAAUUGGAAGGAACUCAAUCGUUGGUUUCGAGAAAGUUCUUGAACAAUUUUUCAAUGUGUUUCACAAUUAUUGGACUGAAAGAUAUGAAAACCCCACUUAAACAUUAUUUAAAGCGAUUGAAUAGUAUUGGAGUGGUUGCAGCUGAGUUUCUAUUUUGUGAUUAUAAAUUAUUGAAUGAAUAUAAUCCAAAAAGAUUUUAUGACAUGGCUACACCCUAUUUCACAAAUUGUUUUUUGAGCCUUACAAAGUAUCCUCCUACUGGCAAUGAACAUGAAAGCGCAAAAAGCUCAAAAGUUACCAACUUUAUCCCAGCAAAGUCCAACAUCAAGUCCAUAAAGAGAGCUAGAAAGUAUCUGAUAGAGUGUGCAAAUGUUCAUGGUGUACAUGCCUCACUAAUACCAAGAGGUGAACUAUUUACAUACUCUUUAUUCGAUAAGGAAACUAAAACCAAGUUGAAUUGGGAGCAAGUCAAAUCUAUUUAUGAGAAUUCAAUUCUAUCUAUUUCUGAAAAGUUUACAAAUCCUGCCCUCAAGAAGGAAAUGGAUAUUACUCAAUAUCUAUUCGAACCAAUUUUGGAUAAAGCAAGAAAGACCUAUCUUUCAGAAAAGAGUGAAAAUGGAUUUUUGAAAUCACUAAAUCAAUUCCAACUUGAUCCAGAAGUAAAGGAAAAUAAGGAUCGUUUAGAAUAUAUUCUGAAAUUGGUUGAUGAUGAUUGUUUCCAAAGAUUGUGCAAUAGGUCUAAAUCUCUUCCACAAAUGGUUAAAUCCCUUGAUUUUGAAACCAAAACCAAAUUCCAAAAAUUCCAUCUCCACACAACUCUCCAAAUCAAAAAGUUCAAAUUGGAAAGCUUUAAACUAUACAGUUGGGAAAUUGACUUUUUAAAUUCAUCACUCACAUUCACACCAUCCAAAAAAGAAUCAAUUAUUGUAGACCCUCCAAAGAAUCAAUCAAGCACUCAAAAGAAAAAGAAAUAUACCAAAAUUGUGGUAGAAGAUAAAGAAUUUCAAUAA